Messenger RNA from Perognathus longimembris pacificus (Pacific pocket mouse), 1642 nucleotides. It is a transcript of the gene Gja9, whose product is annotated as gap junction protein alpha 9. The transcript has a single exon. NCBI's taxonomy places the organism in Eukaryota, Metazoa, Chordata, Mammalia, Rodentia, Heteromyidae. Gene Ontology annotation, cellular component: connexin complex. The coding region runs from base 1 to 1509 and encodes 502 amino acids. The record is from RefSeq and is a predicted model, not a curated record. Gene Ontology annotation, biological process: cell communication.
AUGGGGGACUGGAACCUUCUUGGAGGUGUUCUGGAGGAAGUCCACAUUCACUCCACCAUGAUUGGAAAGAUCUGGCUCACCAUCUUGUUCAUAUUUCGCAUGCUUGUUCUGGGCAUAGCAGCUGAAGAUGUCUGGAAUGAUGAGCAGUCUGGUUUCAUCUGCAAUACAGAACAACCAGGUUGCAGAAAUGUGUGCUAUGACCAGGCUUUUCCUAUCUCCCUCAUUAGAUACUGGGUUCUGCAAGUAAUAUUUGUGUCUUCACCAUCUCUGGUCUACAUGGGCCAUGCUUUGUACCGACUCAGAGUUCUAGAGAAAGAGAGGCAGAGGUUAAAAGCUCAAUUGAGAAGAGAACUGGAUGGAGUAGAGUUUGAAAUGCCCAUGGAUCAGAGAAGACUGGAGCAAGAGCUUUCCCAGCUAGAGGGGAAAAGUAAACCAGAUAAAGCUCCACUCAGAGGAAGCUUACUUUGCACCUAUGUGAUACACAUUUUCACUCGCUCUGUGGUUGAAGUUGGGUUCAUUACUGGACAGUACCUCCUAUACGGAUUUCACUUAGAUCCUCUAUUUAAAUGCCAUGGCCAUCCAUGUCCAAAUAUAAUUGAUUGUUUUAUCUCAAGACCAACAGAAAAGACAAUAUUCCUAUUAUUUAUGCAGUGCAUAGCCACCGUUUCACUUUUCUUAAACAUUCUAGAAAUUUUCCACCUUGGUUUAAAAAAGAUUAAAAGAGGGCUUUGGGGACAACAUAAAUCAAAGGACAAACAUAAUGAAUACCACACAAAGAAAUCAAAACUAAACCAAGACAAAUAUCAAGGCACACCUGCAAAUUCACCAAAGAGAUUCCCUUCUGUAUCUUAUUACAACCUGUUUGAGGAAAAGCCAGCACACGCAGCAGUAUGUCAGAGUUUAAAUUCAUUAUUUGAGUUUCAGGCAGCUCCUAACAGUCACAUUUUGGGUAAAGAGGAACAUAAUGGGAUGUGCUCUAGCUGCAGUUUCCUUUAUCCUACCAGCUUAAAUAACAACAAAGGCACUCAUAAAAUAUUUGGAAAAGAAGUUACUGGUCAGAAUGUAAGGAAACAGAGAGGAACGGAGGGUAAAGACAUCAAAAAGCAGUACUGGCCUAGAAGAUAUUGCUCUGUUGCAGGUACUGUUCUGGAUAUAGACACCCAUAUGGGUAAGUCACCACCUCACACAGAUUUCACCCUGCCAGCUACCUGUAUUUGGAAACCCCCUGGGCUUGGUGCUACAUGGUGUCCCUCUACAGAAGGUAAAAAUCAAAGGGCACCUCCUAAAGAUAACUUCAAGAGCCAAUUCAGAGAGGUGAGAAGCAGAACUCUCUUCCCUUCAGGGGGAGAUUCCCAACCAGUUGACACUCCUGAUUCUUUAAGACAGUUGUUCUUUGAGCCAAAGUCUGUUAGAACCUCCAACAAUUCCACUGUUUGUCCUCCCAGUAAUUUAGUAUCCCUGAGGAACAACUUCAUUGGUAGGCGGGUUUCCACAGAUCUUCAGAUCUGAACAGUUGCUGGCUUUUGGACAUUCUGUUAUAUGGUAAAUUAUCCCAGAAGCCACAUUUUGAUGGAUGGAAUCUUGGGAGUUUUUAUUAGAGCAUUAAUAGUCUGCAACAGUUUUAACAGUUGUUACAAAGGCC